GGCGGGCCAUGGAGCGGGGCGGCCGGAGGAGGCGACGCCGGGGCUGCUAGAGGCCCCCCCGGCACGCGCGCCCCCCGCCUCUUGCCUCUCCGCGCGCCGGCCCCCCGCCGCAGCAGCGCCCCGAGCAGCGGGGCACGGAGCUUCAUUGGAGGGGACGCGCCCUUUUGGAUUUUAUCCAUGUCCUGCUAACUGCUACUUUGAGCUAUGGAGUCGACCGUUGAUGAUGAAGCAAUGGCAGCAUAAAUGAAGGCCAAGUAAGGAAGGCAGAACGAUGCCCAAGGGUGGGUGUUCUAAAACACCACAGUCUGAAGAUUUCUCUCUCAGCAACGACAUGGUGGAGAAACAAACUGGGAAAAAGGAUAAAGAUAAAGUUUCUCUAACCAAGACUCCCAAGUUGGACCGGAGUGAUGGCGGCAAAGAGGUGAAAGAGAGAGCUACAAAGCGGAAGUUGCCUUUCACUGUUGGAACAAAUGGAGAUCAGAAGGAUUCGGACACAGAAAAGCAGGGUCCUGAACGAAAAAGAAUCAAAAAAGAGCCCGCAGCAAGGAAGCCGAGCCUUCUCUUCGGGAUGGGCCUUUCAGGAAUCCGUGCCGGGUACCCUCUCUCCGAGCGCCAGCAGGUCGCCCUUCUUAUGCAGAUGACAGCAGAAGAGUCUGCCAACAGCCCCGCAGUAGAUACAACACCAAAGCAUCCCUCUCAGUCCGCAGUUUGUCAGAAGGGAACUCCUAACUCUGCCUCCAAAACCAAAGAUAAAGUGAACAAGAGAAAUGAGCGAGGAGAGACUCGGUUGCACCGGGCAGCCAUUCGAGGGGAUGCCCGGCGCAUCAAGGAGCUCAUAAUUGAGGGUGCUGAUGUCAACGUGAAAGACUUUGCAGGCUGGACAGCUUUGCACGAGGCCUGCAACCGGGGCUAUUAUGACGUUGCCAAACAGCUGCUGGCCGCAGGGGCCGAAGUGAACACCAAGGGCUUGGAUGAUGACACUCCGCUGCAUGAUGCGGCCAGCAAUGGGCACUACAAGGUGGUGAAAUUAUUGCUACAUUAUGGAGGAAAUCCUCAUCAGCUCAACAGGAGAGGAGAGACACCAUUAAAAGUAGCGAAUUCCCCCACCAUGGUGAACCUGCUGCUUGGGAAGGCCACGUAUCCUUCUAGUGAAGAGAGUUCCACAGAGAGCUCAGAAGAGGAAGAUGCUCCUUCGUUUGCACCAUCUAGUUCCAUCGAUGGCAAUAACACAGACUCGGAGUUUGAGAAGGGCCUGAAGCACAAGGCCAAGAACCAGGAGCCACCAAAAACCAUGACACCCGUCAAGGACGAGUACGAAUUCGACGAGGAUGAUGAGCAGGACCGGGUCCCCCCAGUCGACGAUAAACAUUUGCUGAAAAAGGAUUACAGGAAAGAGACUAAAGCAAAUAGUUUUAUUUCCAUCCCCAAAAUGGAAGUAAAACCUUAUCCUAAAAACAGCACAAUCACACCAAAGAAAGCCGCCCAUCGCAUCCUUUCGGACACGUCUGAUGAAGAGGACACCAACAUCGCUGCAGGGACAGGGGAGAAGCUGCGGAUGACCACUCACUCCAGCCUUCCCAGCAGCAAGACCCGAGAACCGUCAAAUGCCAAACAGCAGAAGGAGAAAAACAAAGUGAAGAAGAAACGCAAGAAGGAGGCCAAGGGCAAGGAGGUUCGCUUUGGCAAAAAAAAUGACAAAUUCUGUUCUUCUGAGUCAGAGAGUGAAAACCUGGAGAGCGAGGAGGACGACAGAGACUCUGUACAAAGUGCUACCUGUGUAAAAGACUCUCGGCUGGUGUUGAAGGAGUCAUCCUUGUUUAAUUCCCUUUCCGCCUCCUCUGCUUCUUCCCACGGGAGUCUGGGGUCACAGAAACAUAACCCAAACCUUACAGAACAGCACUCCAAGCACUGGAGGACAGACAAUUGGAAAACUGUCUCUUCUCCUGCCUGGUCAGAUGUUAGCUCCUUAUCCGAUUCAACGAGGACAAGGCUGACUAGCGAGUCGGACUAUACAUCGGAGGAUUCCAGCUUGGAGUCACUAAAGCCCGUGCGGAAGAAACAGGAGCACAAGAAACGUGCCCAGCACGGGUUAGCAAUGGUGGUGGAGAAAAAGAAUUCAUUCCAUGCCAAUGUUGACGGAGCUAUUCCAAAGCUGGACAAGGAAGGGAAAGUUGUAAAAAAGCAUAAAACAAAACAUAAACACAAAAACAAAGAGAGGGGCCAGGGCAUUGCUGCCCAAGACAUUAAGAUAAUCAAGGCCUUUUCUUUUGAGUAUGAGGACUCUAAGCAGAAACCUGAAAAGGCUUUGAUUGUGGAGACUGAAAGCUCUGUUGAAAGCAAGCUCAAGGCACUGAAGCACGAGCGGGAGCAGUUCAAGAAAGAAGAAAAAUUCCUCAGAACUAAAUCCGAGGAGAAGGAGUGGCUAUUUAAAGAUGAAGCUGGAAAAAAUUCCAAAGAGGAGAAGUCGCUGAAAAAAGCAAAGGAGGCGAACAAAGACAUCAGUAAAUCUUUCAGAGAAGAAAAGACUGGCAGGUCGGAGAAAGAGAAACCCAUCAAGGAGAAAUCCCCUAAAGAGGAGAAGCCUCGAAUGCACAAGGAGGAACGGAAGAGAAAAUCCAAAGACAAGCAGUCCAAGGCGGAAAAGAAAAACGAACUGAAAGAUGAAAAACUAGCCAAGCCAGAGAAAGAGAAGACCAUGAAAGAGGAGAAAGAGAAAUGCAGAAAAGACAAAAGUUACCGAGAAGAGUCUAGUUUUGAAGACUUUGCUAAUAAAAAUCAGUUUCAGGAGAGCGAAGACACCAAGUGCAGCCUCUCUGAUGAUCAGCAGGAUCGGUGGUUUUCGGAUUUGUCGUCUGAUUCUUCUUUUGACUUCAAAGGAGAAGAUGGCUGGGAUUCACCUGUGACAGAUUACAGGGAGGUGAAAAAUGACACGGUGGCAAAACUCAUCAUUGAAACCGUGAAGGAGGAAGUGAAAGAGAAGAAGCGGGAAAGCAAAGCAAAAGAGAAGCGAGAAUACAACGAGAAGCACAUUGAAAAAGACACCUUUCCAAAAAAGAAGGACAGAGAAUAUAUUGAGAAAAGCUCUGAGAAGAAAAAAGACCAAACUGAAAAGCAUAAAGGAGUCCCCAGUUAUCUUCCUGAAAAAGACAAGAAAAGGAAGGAUUCUGCCGAAAGCUUUAAAGAAAGGAAGGAAAAGGAUGCUGGCGAAGCUAACAAAGAGCGAAGAGACUUGUCCGAUAGCUGUAAAGAGAGGAAAGACGUUAAAAUUAAACAAGAAGAGUCUUAUCGAGAUGAAUUCAAAGAUUAUGGCUGUGAGGCGUUCUUCAAAGAAAAAUCUGAUCCUGAAUUUAGUGGGAAAAAUGUGGAGACUUGGGAGAGGCAUCAUUCUGGAAAGGAGAAGAAGGACGUGCCCGAGAAGGACAAGAAAGAAAAAUUAAAAUCAGAGAAGUAUAAGGAAAAAUCCAAAACAGAAGACAAAGAGAGAAAUGAGAAGGUUCUGGCUGAAAAAAACCAGAAAGACAAAGAACUAGACAAAGGCUUUAAAGAGAAGAAAGAUGCAAAAGAGAAAUAUAAAGAUCCUCACAACAAAGAUAAAGAGAGAAAGGCUUCUUUAGACCAACUUAAAGAAAAGAAGAACUUUUCUGGGGAUAGAGAAGACUUCCACGAGAGAAGGGAGGAGAAGAAGGGCCGAGAGAAAAGCUGGUACAGCAUCCUUGAUAUCUUCACAGAUGAAAGUGAGGAUGAGAAAGAUGGCUACAGCCUGGGUGGAUUCAAAGUGGGAGAGAGCAUCGGGAGCGAAAUGCACCGGCUGGAGAGUCUGCCGGAAGACAGUGGAGCGGCUGAGAGAGAUCUUUAUCUUCCUGACAAGCACAGGAAAUAUUCCUCUGAUAGGCAGCAUUCUUCCGAAAAACAGAAAGACAAAGAGUCCAAGGAGAAGAAGAAGGACAAAGGAUCAGCUGAGGGCGGGAAGGAGAAGAAGGAGAAGUGUUCCUUUGAAAAACAUAAAGAGAAAAAGGAGAAAGAUUCUGUAGAGAAGUACAAAGAGAGGAAAGAAAGAAGCUCCGUCGACUCUGCUCCAGAACGGAAGACCAAACAGAAGCUCCCCGAGAAAGCAGAAAAGAAGCACGGGGGAGAAGAGAAGGCCAAGAACAGGCACAAGGAGAAACCGGAGAAAGAGUACAUCAAAGAGAAGCGGUCUUCCAAAAGCGGAGAACCGGAGAAAAGCUUGCUGGAAAAACUGGAAGAAGAAGCCCUGAAUGAAUACAGAGACGAUUCCAACGAUAAAAUAAGUGAGAUUUCGUCUGACAGCUUCACUGACCGCGGACAAGAACCCGUGCUGGCCGGUCUCUUUGACUGUCCCGGCCUCUCUCUGGUAGAUGCCUCUGAGGAGAAAUGCAAAGAGCCUCUGUCUUGCUUGCCAGAUAAACUCAAGGAGCGAGAAAGAAACAGGCACUCCUCCUCCUCCUCCUCCAAGAAAAGCCAUGAAAAGGACAAAGCCAAGAAAGAGAAAGGCGACAAAAAAGAGAAAAUGGAGGAGUUUAAGGAUUCCAGCAGAAAGGAUUCUGCUCAAUACGAGAGAGAUUUCUCCCUGGACGGAGAAGGCUUUGGCAUUUCCUAUGGCAUGAAAACGGAGGCAGAAGACGAGCUGGACAAAAACAUGGACUUUUUGUUUUCUGACAAGAAGGAGAAGAAUGACUCUGAAAGAGAACUUCCAAAGAAGGCAGAAAAAGACAAGGCCUGUGGCUCCAACCUGGUCAACACGGCCAAAGAGAAGAAAAAGAGGGACAGGCACAAAGAGAAAUGGAAAGAAGAGCGAGAGAAGUACAGAGACAAACACCCUGAAGGGUUCUUCAAGCACCACAAAGAAGAGCAGAAGUCUGCCAAAGAGAAGGACGGCUCUCAAGUCAUCACUCUGAAGGAGAAAUCAAAAGAGGAAUCACCCAAAUUUAACGAUCUCAGAACGAAGGAGAGGCUCAAGGAAAAUCAAGAGAAGGACAAAGCUGAGUGUCUUAAAAUGAGCAACGGAAAUGACAAGGUAACCUUAUCCAAAGAGGGCAGCAAGAAAGACGCCAGGCCCAGGGAGAAGCUGCUGGGAGACGGGGACUUGAUGAUGACCAGCUUCGAGAGGAUGUUGAGCCAAAAAGAUCUGGAGAUCGAGGAACGCCACAAGAGACACAAAGAGAGGAUGAAGCAAAUGGAGAAGAUGAGGCACAGAUCUGGGGACCCCAAAUUAAAAGACAAGGCCAAGGCCAGCGAGGACGUGCGCAAGAGGAGCCUGGAUCUUGUCACAAAGAAACCCGGUGCGCUGGAUACUCAGCUGAAGGACAAGAAAGUCAAAGAGCUGGGGCCGCUGGCUCCAAUCGUGUCUCCGGAGAACAAGACUCAGCCAACGGUUGGGGUAGAUUCCAAGGACUGGAUCGCUGGCCCCCAGCUGAAGGAAAUCUUGCCUGCUUCUCCAAGACCAGAUCAGAACAGGCCGACGGGGGUUCCAGUUCCAGCAUCUGUUGUUUCCUGCCCAAGCUACGAAGAGGUGAUGCAGACCCCAAGAACACCAUCCUGCAGUACGGAAGAUUACACAGACCUGAUGUUUGACUGCGCUGACUCGCAGCAUUCGCUGCCCGUCUCCACCAUGUCCAUGAACGCUUGUUCUCCGUCCUUUUUUGACAGAUACGCCAACACUUCAAGUGGAUUCCCUGAGAACCCAAGUCAGACCCCGACAAGGACCGUUCCUUCUACCAACCUUCACCGUUCAAUGUCUGUGGACAUCAGAAGAGCCCCAGAAGAAGAGUUUAGUGUCGGGGACAAAUUUUUCCGGCAGCAAAGUGUCCCAGCCACAUCUAGUUAUGACUCUCCCGUUCAACCCUUGGUGGAAGAGAAAGUCCCUCUUCCUUCCAUUCCCAUGGAAAAGUUCCCAUGUUUAUCUCCAGAGUAUUAUUCCCCUGACUACGGAGUCCCGUCUCCAAAGGUGGAGUCGCUGCACUGUGCUCCAGGAACUGUUGGCACGCUUGUUCAGUCCCCUGAAAGUGUCUUUUCUGGUUUGCAAGCCAAAUCUUCCCCAUCUCAUAGAGACGAACUGCUUGCCCCUUCUGUUGAAAGCGCUCUUCCCCCAGACCUUGGCAUGCCUCUGGAUGCCACGGAAGAGCAGCAGGCCACGGCGUCUAUUAUGCCACCAGAGUCCAGCUUCCUGCCACCAAUUGAGGAGAAUCUGUUUGGCUCUGGCAUUCCAGAACAGAACAGUGCUGAGUGGGACACCACUCCAACGCGGACCUUAGAUGCUCCUCUUCCUCCGGCUUUGAUGGGCAGUGCUUCUGACCAUCCUGUGAGCUGGGCAGCAGGAUCAGAACUCAUGAAACCUCCCCAGCAAGGACCUGAAUCCCCAAAGCCAUUCUGUUCUCCUGACCCUGCACAUCCCGCACCAACGUCCUUCUCUUCUGCGGAGUCUCCUUACCCCCUGUCUCCCAUGCCGUACUCCCUGGCGGUGCCGGAGCCGGGGCUUGAUAAGGCGAAGGAAGACAUCGGAGGAGCCGUCCCGGGAGACACGGUGGCUGCAGACCAGCAGGCUCCAUUUGCAGAGUCCCCAGCCAGAUUAGACACGUUCUUCAGUGGCUGCAAGUCGGUCCCAGAAGAAGCCUCAGACAUGCCUUUGCAGUCCGCCAACAUGCCAGCAGAAUCCCAAGUGGAGGCCGUUAGUGCUCUGGAAAAAACCUAUGUGGAGAGCAGCACUGUGGUCCCUGUCAGUGCCGAGGAGCCGGUCUCGUGGUCUGACCCAUUCAUGAAUUCAGAAGACGACUUGGACCUCGGUCCGUUCUCAUUACCGGAGUUGCCCCUGCAAGGAAAAGACAUCCCGGAGGCUGACGCAGCAGAGUCGGCUGCCAGCGCUUCCUCCAGCAGUCCAGAGGCCAUCGGAGCUGGCCUUGUGGACAGCAAGGGGCCCUUGGGUGAGCAAGAUGACAGGCCCCCGGCCCAGCAGAGCAUCCUGCCCGGGGAGCCAGAAUCGCCGGCAGAUGAGCAGGACUGUGAAGGGGCUCUGCUGGAAGGCGUGUCUGAAGGAACCGGGGUCGGAGAGCAGAAGAGUCUGAAAGAAUUGGAGACUCCCCAGAAUCUGCAGGAGACCACAUUGCCAGAUCCUGUCCAGCCGGAAAGCAAGGGGGCGGAAGGGGAAGAGGAGGGGGAGGAGGAGAGCCUGUCCUCGGCUGCUCUUCCCUCCGGUGGUGGCUCUCAAACUGGUUUGAGCCAAGCCAGCGGUGAGGAGAGCCCGGAUGCAGAGGUGGGGACUGCAGCGAAGGGUGCCAACCAGGGCUCUUCCUCCCCAGCUGAGGCUCCAACAGAGGCCAUGGAGCCGGCCCCAAAGGUUGUGGUGGAGGCCCCCAAGCCUCCCAAGAUCGAAGAGAUCCCCCAGCGCAUCACCAGGAACCGAGCCCAGAUGCUGGCUAACCAGAACAAACAGAACACGGCGGCUUCGGACAAAGAGUUCCCCCCAGCUGCCGCCCCUGCCACGCGGGCCAAGGGGCGCGUCACGGAGGAAGAGGAUCCCCAGGCUCAGCACCCUCGGAAGCGCCGGUUCCAGCGCUCCAACCAGCAGCUGCAGCAGCAGAUACACACCUCCACCCAGCAGACGCGGGAGAUGAUCCAGCAGACGCUCGCGGCCAUUGUGGACGCCAUCAAACUGGAUGACAUCGAGCCCUACCACAGCGACAGGUCCAACCCAUACUUUGAGUACCUGCAAAUCAGGAAGAAGAUUGAGGAGAAGCGGAAAAUCCUCUGCUAUAUCACUCCCCAGGCCCCCCAGUGCUACGCGGAGUACGUCACGUACACGGGCUCCUACCUACUGGACGGCAAACCUUUGAGCAAGCUGCACAUUCCAGUGAUCGCCCCUCCUCCGUCGUUGGCAGAACCCCUCAAGGAGCUGUUCAAGCAGCAGGAAGCCGUCCGUGGCAAACUGCGACUCCAGCACAGCAUCGAGCGGGAGAAGCUGAUUGUGUCGUGCGAACAGGAGAUCCUGAGGGUGCAUUGCCGGGCAGCACGGACGAUCGCCAACCAGGCGGUCCCCUUCAGUGCAUGCACGAUGCUUCUGGACUCGGAGGUGUACAACAUGCCUCUAGAAAAUCAGGGAGAUGAGAACAAAUCUGUCAGAGAUCGUUUCAACGCUCGCCAGUUCAUUUCCUGGCUGCAAGAUGUGGAUGAUAAAUAUGAGCGCAUGAAGACAUGCCUGUUGAUGCGGCAGCAGCACGAAGCGGCAGCCUUGAACGCCGUGCAGCGGAUGGAGUGGCAGCUGAAAGUGCAAGAGUUGGACCCUGCAGGGCACAAGUCUCUCUGCGUGAACGAGGUGCCCUCCUUCUACGUGCCGAUGGUGGACGUGAACGAUGACUUUGUGCUCUUGCCGGCAUGACAGUACCGCACCUGGAGACAUUCUCCCUGCAAACUGGCAUAGGUGGGUGCCCCCGAGGACGGGUGCAGGCGCUCACACACACCCCAACCGCUUGCUGAUGAAUCCCUAGUCAGAAGAGGAGGAAGCAGAGAACCCACGAGAACCCAGGCGGCACUUUCUUCACGACGACGCAUCUCCCGCCAGGCAGGAGGGAGCAGGAGAAGGACCGGCGCUGCUCCUCCCCCACCGAGUCGCUGCCGCGGAAGGACGGCCGCCUGCGGAUGGCAGCGUGGACUGGACGGGAGGGAGGGAGGACGAGAGGCCGACGGGAGCAGGAGCGAUUCUGGGACACUCUCCCGAUGCCACACCAGCCGCCUUGGCGGGGAGCCGGCCGGUGCCGGUCGCACUCACGAGGGCAGCAGCAACAGGCGCUUUGACUUUUCCGUUGGGUUGCGGGUGGCUGUCCCCUUGGAGCAGCUGCAGGGUGAAGCCACAGGGCGGGGGUGGGGGUGGGAUGGGGGUUCCUUCAUUUCUCUUGUUCCAUCCAGACUAUGGUAAAAUCAGUUAACCAGGAAGCCACCCGGCUGGGCCCAGUGGGGAUGCAGGCAGGCAGGGCCCAGCCACCGGCCUUGAGACCCACGAUGUGUUCCAGGUAGCAGUCAAUCUGUGGGGAGACAGCAGCCGCCGGGCCCUGUUCAAUAAAGUGGCGCAGAGCACGGACUUGGCCACUCGGUUUUUAAAUGGAGUAAAAUCCAUACGGUUUAUAUAUAUAUAUAUAUAUAAAUAUAUAUAAAUAUAUAUAUUUUUCCUUUAAUCUUGGGCAUUUCGUUUCUCUUUCUGAGAACAUAACUUGAAAAAAUAAAAAUAAAACACUACAAGAGCCAAUACUCAUAUAAAGAGAAAUUGUAUCCCAUAAAAAGCUGUACAGUUUUUAUAUACAUUAACAAUGUACUUUUGCUGCCUUCUAGAUAAUUUAUUUUGCAACACAUUACUGCACAGUUGUAAAUAACUUAUGUACUGUAACAUCACUUUCAGUCAUGUGUAAAGAAAUAAAUAAAUUAAUGAAAAUUAUCUUUGUAUGUAUAGUUCACCCUAGGCAGCCUCCCCCCCCCCCCCCAAAUUGCCAGGCCAGGGGCCUACAGAGGUGCAUGGCAGAGUUUAGCCUGCCCCCCCUGCCCCCCCGCACAGCAGGUGACCUGUGCCCAAGAGAGUGUUUCCCCACAAUUCCUUCCCACCCCUUCUUGAGUUCAGCAGGGUCUGGGCAUUCUUCAGGAAGCCUGAAGCGGCGCACCCAGUUGGAACAGGGUUCCUUCGGAGCAGAAGGGAGAACUUGCUCAAGCGUAGGACCCCCGUGCGAACAGGAAGGUCCCUCCUCACAUGCUGCAAUUACAAGAGACCUCGUUCUCCGUGAUGCUCUGGAGCAGUCACAGCCCCCCCUCCCAAAAGGAAAGGUGGGGAGGGGAGCAACUGCAGCCAUCUCUUUAGCCAAAGCCUUAAGGACCUUCCCAGGUGUGCCCUGGGAUGCAGCAAGUCUCAGCCCAGGCAGGGCAAGUGCGGCAGCCCCAGGAUCUCUCCCUCUUGCAGGAGAGCGGGCUGAGCCCUUUGUUUCUCAGGGUACCGUGGAUUAUCUGCUCCCGUUUCUACGUAGUGAAGUUCAGUGCUGAUGACCAGAGGCAGCCAGAUCGAUCAACUGUGUCCGAGAUCUGUUGGCAUUCUGCAGGCUAGAGUCGUGGUGUCGUGUGCAGGAGAGACGGCCCUGGCUGAAGCUUUCCUAAGGACCCCGGGGUGCAGCAGGUGUCUGUCUCCUUCAGACGGGUGCCAGAAGAUGGCUUCUUUCUGUGUGAGCUCGGUUGAGUUGAGGGUCUCAGGCUUGCCUUCUGGUGCAGUGGACAGUUGCAGAAAGCCCACCUUUUCACUGGGAGAGAUGGUGGUGAGGGACAAGCCAAGGACCACGUCCUCUGGGGGGAAGCGGAGCGCGGGCAGGUGAGCCACAGGGGAGGAGUUCUUAGCCCAGUUCAGCAGUAAUCCUGCGGACUGUGGUUUCGUUUCCAAAGUGGGGUGAAGAACAUCAUUUGUUUGCUCCUGUAACUUGGGUACUUCAGCCAUAGGAUAAGGCAGAAGCACCGUGACCCGUGCGUGCGUGCAUGUUUGUGUGCCAGCAGUAAUGAAGUGGCGGAAGUUUAAUCCACUUGGCCUGGCGUCCACCUGCACACCCAGAAAGACCCAGCCAAAAGCUUGCUGCAUCGGGCUCUAGCUUCUGCCCUUGGUUUCAGAUGCCUCUGGGAGGGCUCAUUUCACCGCAUCAUCUGAACCAGGCAAGCCUUGGUCCAUUUCCCCGUCGUUCAGCCUGUGGGGCCCUGAUUUGGGUUGCGGGACCACAGGCAGCUCUUGGUCCUGGGUCGGUGUUGGUGAGCACCCAGAUGUUGAGCUGUGCCAGGCAUACAAAGCAGGCAUGCCAGUUGAAAGUUGUUCUCCAUGGUGCCUGGUGAGGCCCUCCUCCCAACCAGUCUGAUACCCCUUGUAAGAGUUUCUCCAAAUGCACCCCAAGCGAGACGCUCCCUUGGUCCUCUCCAGCCCCAUUGAAGACACUGAGCUGGCCUUUUGGACUGCUUAUCUAGAGAACUAGGAUGGGGGUGAGGGGCGAGUGGAGGCCUAGAUGUCCAGCAUUAUCCUGCAGGAGCAGAGAUUGCCUUUGUGGUGCAAUGUUGAACUGGAGAAAAUCUCCAUAGACAUUUCGAAGGGGAAAUGUGCACUUUUGCCGACAGAAUCCACAAGAAUUUGCUCUGGCAACUGUUAACUUGUGCAAAACUGACUAUUGUACUCUCCUCUGCUGCAGAAAACCAGCCUGUCAGCCAUUGUGGAAAACACUUGCGAUUCUGGCUUCACUUUGUCCACAUGAGAGGUUUCCCGCCGAUCUGAGGCUUCGGCCACCUCUGAACUUCACAGAGCUCGUGGCAAGUCAGGUCCGUGCCUUUCCCUUGCUGUUGGGUGCCUUGAUGCGCCCAUGCUUUGUGCAAAUCAUCUCCAUGUCCCUCUCGGUUUCCUUGCUUGUGGGCCGAUCGGCACCUCUCUCGAGCAAACCGGUUGGCGCGGUUAGCAGAGAUGUGCCUGCAAAGACCAGGGGGACAUUUGGUACGUGAGCAUUUUGGGCUACUGACUUCCCGCGCUCUGAAGCAUUUAGAGUGAACAUUCUACCCAAGGAAACAUGGUUUAGGUUUGCACAAAUCAGCCUCAAAGCCCUGUGCCGCUAAAAGGGGCGGGGGACGGGGAGGAGCUGGAAGACCAGAAAGGGGAGCUCAGCCCGUUUGCCCUGGUUCUGCUUUCUCACCGCCCCCCUCCCCUUUGAUAGCCACAGCUGGUGGAAAGACGUCAGAAAUCCCUCCAUAGGGCAGGCGCGCUCUGCUGACUCGGGCCCGGGGCAAGCGCCCCUCCUGGCAUGCUUCUACUACUAGACAGUAUGUAUAUAUCCAUGUAGAUAAUUCUGGCAGGUCAAUUCGCUCCCUUCCGUUUGUACUAGUGCAACUUGCGUAGAAUGUGGGUGAAAACAGCAGCGGGGUGCGUUGUCUGUAAUGUACCAAUGUAAUUUUUUUUUUUUACAAUGUAGUUUGUGUACAUAUUGUUUGGCAGUGCUGGUCCUGCCGCCGCCACUGCUCUGCCGCCACACGACUGUCCUUUAGCUGUGCAACUUCCUGCAGAAAGAGGCAAAGCGAAUACAGAUGUUAUUUUCUACGGUUGCAUGUACAGAGAGAAGCGCAGAGAUGCUGUUGUCCCUCAAGAAAUAAUGUUCGUAAAUAAAUUCUUUUUUAUAAAAAAAAAAAA
Messenger RNA from Sphaerodactylus townsendi, 12187 nucleotides. It is a transcript of the gene ANKRD11, whose product is annotated as ankyrin repeat domain containing 11. Gene Ontology annotation, molecular function: protein binding. The transcript has 13 exons. Gene Ontology annotation, biological process: anatomical structure morphogenesis. Lineage: Eukaryota; Metazoa; Chordata; Lepidosauria; Squamata; Sphaerodactylidae. Bases 272 to 8389 code for a protein of 2705 amino acids. Gene Ontology annotation, cellular component: nucleus. The record is from RefSeq and is a predicted model, not a curated record.